This is a messenger RNA of Gossypium raimondii (Peruvian cotton), 582 nucleotides long. RefSeq lists its product as uncharacterized. The transcript is spliced from 4 exons. Lineage: Eukaryota; Viridiplantae; Streptophyta; Magnoliopsida; Malvales; Malvaceae. The record is from RefSeq and is a predicted model, not a curated record. The coding region runs from base 1 to 582 and encodes 193 amino acids.
AUGGUCAUCAUCUACGACAUGCUUAAUGGCCAAAACAACAGUGGUUUUGGUUGGGACGAGCAUAGGCAGCUCGUUGUUGCUGAAGAUGCAGUUUGGGAAUCCUAUGUAAAGAGUCACAAAGAAGCCUCUCAGUUCAGACAUCGUUCUUUCCCUUACUACAACCAGCUUACUGCGAUAUACGCAAGAGAUCGGGCGACUGGGAAAGACGCUCAAACAGCUGCUGAUGUUCUUGAAGAAAUACAUGCUGAGGAUGAACGUACUACAGAUAUGAAUGAAGAGAGAAACACAUUCUAUGACUGCGAAACUGACGUCUCUUUAGACGACAUGGAUGUUUCCGGUACAGAUCCACGAGGAGAUAGAGACCAAGGGGGGUUUACACACAUUGUUUCUAUUCGUCACGAACAGUCACUCAAGCAUUUACCAACCUUCAAUCGAACCACGUUAUCACUUAAGGCAGAAGAAGAAGGAAAUAAUGAUUCGCUUAUAGAACUUACUGCAAGACAGCAAAAGAAUCGAAUAGUGGAAGGAUUCGACACUAGUACAGCCCCUCACCCUCGAUUUAAAGCUGUCAACAACAAUUAA